GAACUAUCAUCCCUAAUAAACAACCUGUGCGAUAUAAACCAAAAUAUUCUAGAAAACCGCUGAAAUUGUUUGUUUAACAGACAAAUUGAGCAUUAACUACGCCAACGUGGACAUAUAAACGCAAAAUAAUAUACUUUAUUUUAUAAAGAUUGAAAUCUUUCUUUGAACGAGCCAGUUUUUUAACGCACGUGGUGCACGUGGAGAAGAGAUUGUUUAUUCCAAACACCUAAACAAUUUCACCAGAAGAUUUUGUGAUAAUGGUGGCUGAUAUUUUCAGUGAAUAUUAUAUAUGCAACUUUAACGAUGCAGUGUCGUUAGAAGAUCUGCCGGCCGAUGAGGCACUGCGUCAAUUAUGGACCCGUACACAGCUGUGGACCUUGAAUGAUAUAGGGGAAAUUUUUAAGCGCUGGCGGGAAAAGGCAAGCCCCAAUUCAAAGGAGGAUCCCUCUUCGCAACUCAGAGAUUUUCUGCUGCUGAUUUUCGCUUUUGUUCAAAACAAUUUUACUGGACCCUUUGAUAAAAUUGAAGAGUUUAAAGAAAUUUAUAACCAACUAAAUCUGGAGAGCUUGGAUGCCCAGGAGAAACUUAAGGCCAGUGGCGAGGAACUAAAUCCGAAUGUUAAAACUGGAGAACUUCUGUUUGUGGCCAGGGAAAUACUUCACGGAUUGAUAGAGGCUUAUCCAGAUUCCAAGGUACUGAUUUGGUGGAACCUGCGUUUGAUCUGCCUGCAUCAGCACAUCCUGGAUGAUCUAGCGGCCGCACUCUAUGAGCAAUUCAAGAAAGCAGCAGGGUUUCUUAAAGGUCAAAUCAACAAUUUUGAGAGUAGGGAACUGCAGUCCCUGCUGCUGCUGGAGUUAGCGAAUGGCUAUCUGCAGUUUCACCGGUCAGAAAUAGCCUCGCAACUGCUAGACGAUCUGUGCAACCAUCUCCAGGUGGAGCUUAAAGUGGAGGGUUUGCUUGGAGUGCGUACGAAGUUUCAGCAGAAGGCUCUUCCGCAGCUCUGCCUUAAAGUGGAGCAGCUAAAGGAACAGGAGAGCCUGCUCCCAGCUGUCCGUACGAAUGAGACGACAAAGUUGCCCAAAUUGCUUCUUCUGGAGGAUGACACUCGGUUGGAGCGGAUUCGCUUUGUGGAGCUUAAAGACAAUGAAGUAAUGACGCUUCCCAGUGUUCUGCAAGCUCUCGUGCUGGCCAAGGUAAAACAAUUGAAACGCUCACAGCCGAAGGAUCGCCUGGCGGAUGAGCAACUGGAGCCCUAUACACAAACCCUGCUUUACCAAGAGCAUGGACCUUUCCAAGUGCGGCAGGCCUCCCUUCUUCUGAACUGUCUACAGGAAUCAAAUCAGCGGAGAACAGUUGAACGCAGCUGGAAACAAUGCGAGGAGUGCGUCAAGCAGCUGGAUAGUUCCGAAGAGGAGCUGUCGCUUCGAUCUCGACUCUCCUACGGCUUUGCCGCUCACCUGAGUCCCAAGUGGCAGGUGCAGCUACAACUUGUGGACCUCCUUCGUUCUUUGGGCAUGACGAAGACCGCUCUGGACAUCUGCCUUCGCAUUCACGCCUGGCAGCAGGUCAUCGAGUGCUACACGAGUCUGGAACUCCGUCACAAGGCGGCGGAGAUCAUUCGACAAGAGCUGGAGAAGAAGCCAACCACUUUGCUGUACUGCCUUCUGGGCGAUGCCAUCGAUGAGCCCAAGUUUUAUGAGGAGGCUUGGUUGCAUUCCAAAAAGACAAGCGGAAAAGCUCAGGCCUAUUGGGGAAACUACUUUUACAGGAGUGCAGACUAUACUCAGGCGAUGGAUCACUUCGAGAUUUCGCUGGAGAUAAACAACCUGCAGGAGGCAAUUCUUUUGCGCUGUGGCUACUGCGCAAUUCAACUGGAACGCUGGGAGGCGGCUGUAAAGUACUACCUGGCCUACACUCACCUGGAACCCAAUGGCUUUGAGUCUUGGAACAAUCUGGCCAAGGCCCUGAUAAAAUUGGGCGACAAACAACGGGCCCAUCGCGUUUUGGGUGAAGCUCUAAAGUGCAACUACAGCAACUGGAAGGUGUGGGAAAACUACAUGCUGGUGUCCGUGGAUACGUCCCAUUGGGAGGAUGCCAUGCGGGCGUACCAGCGAAUGGCCGAGCUCAAGCAGCACUACCUUGAUCAGGAGGUGCUAACGCGGAUUGUUUACGGCAUUUCAAAGGAAGAUCCCGCCGGCUCGGGUUCUCUGAUCAAGAGACUCAUAAAGCUGCUAGGGCAGCAGAGCAUCCAGCACGGAAACGAGCCUCUUGUUUGGGAACUGGCUGCCUUGGUGGCUCCAACGCCUCUCAAAAAGGCUGAAAAGCUAGUUAAAUCCUAUCGUGCUUACACACCGAAACAUUUGGGCUGGGAAACCAAGUCGGAGCACGCCCUUAAAGCUCUGGAUCUUUGCUUGGAGGUCUGUGAGCUCUCUGUGGCAGCCAUCAAAGAGCACAUUCAGGAUGAGAGUGAAGUGAUGAUUACCUCUCAGUUGAAUUCCGCCAGAUUGGCGGGAACGUCUUGUUUGAAUGCUCUGAAAAGAGCCAUAAAUGUGGAUGUGCCAGCAGAACAGACGGAGAAGGUGCAGGAACUAGAGAAGCGUAUCGAUGAUCUAACGAAAAUAGUCCAAGAGAGAAUGAGUGCUCCACGUUCUUAGCCGUAAACCCUUCUGAAAUUUGUUUUUUACUGACAAAUAAACAGCGAUUUUGUAAUAUUAAUGAAAAUGAA
Messenger RNA from Drosophila ficusphila, 2725 nucleotides. Its product is annotated as tetratricopeptide repeat protein 27. The transcript is spliced from 4 exons. Bases 258 to 2654 code for a protein of 798 amino acids. NCBI's taxonomy places the organism in Eukaryota, Metazoa, Arthropoda, Insecta, Diptera, Drosophilidae. The record is from RefSeq and is a predicted model, not a curated record. Gene Ontology annotation, molecular function: protein binding.